CUGUCUAUGAAGCAGAUGCUGCAAGCACAGGAACUCUGCUGGGGAUGGGGGAGCAGAAAGAUGGCAAUCCCGGUGAACACUGUUUGCCAUGGGCAGAAUCUAAAACUAUCUUCAUCAUCAUCAUCAUUUAUAUCCCACCUCUUCCUCCAAGAUGGCACACAUUUCAUUCUUCCUCAGUAACCAGGAUAAAGGUAAAGGGACCCCUGACCAUUAGGUCCAGUCGUGGCCGACUCUGGGGUUGCGGCGCUCAUCUCGCUUUAUUGGCCAAGGGUCAUGCUUUAUUGGCUUCCGGGUCAUGUGGCCAGCAUGACUAAGCCGCUUCUGGCGAACCAGAGCAGCGCAUGGAAACACCGUUUACCUUCCCUCCAGAGAGGUACCUAUUUAUCGACUUGCACUUUGACGUGCUUUCGAACUGCUAGGUUGGCAGGAGCAGGGACCAAACAACGGGAGCUCACCCUGUCAAGGGGAUUCGAACCGUUGACCUUCUGAUUGGCAAGUCUUAGGCUCUGUGGUUUAACCCACAGUGCCACCCGCGUCCCAUAGUAACCAGGAUAAAUGUAGGAAAUUAGAGACUGGUCCACUGGUGCCUGCAACUUUUCUGUGUGACAAGAUACCAGAUAUUGAGGAUCCCUCUGUCACAUCUUCUGCCUAACCCUGGUGAAGAAGGCAAAGACACCAAAUCUUUGGCCCUGUGAACCAAAUCUUGGUUCGGCCACAGUUGAUGAGCUGCUUCUUUUUCUCAGACUCAGUUAUGCUCCUUUACAACCUGUUGAUAAUAAUACUGAUUUACAGCAAUAUAGGCUUGCUGUAAGGAUUAGUGAGCACCCUAAAAGCACUGUUAAAAAUGUGUAGUAAAUUUUAAGAAAUGUGGGCUGCAAUACAGCUGUGAUUCCUGCAUUGCAGGGGGUUGGACUAGAUGACCCUUGGGUCCCUUCCAACUCUAUGAUUCUAAGGCAUGUCUACUCAGAAGUAACCCCCAAAUAAUUCAAUAGGGAUUGCUGUCCUUUCAGUGUGUACAUGAUUGCAACCUUAGCUGAUUAAUCCGUUAGAUCACAGAUGUGGAACCCUGUGGCCACAUGUUGGUAGACUCCAGCUCCCAUCAUUCCUGAACAUUGGAUAUUCUCGCUGGGGCUGAUGGUAAAAUGCCUUAAAGGUCUGCAUGUUAUUUUUGUUAUUUACAUUAUUGUUAUUUUGCAGGACCCUCAAAGCAGUUUUCAUAACAAUAAACAAACUAGAAUAUUAUUAUUAUUUAAUUUGUUGGUCUUAAGCACUUGGCAGUCUUUAGCUGACUUAUAAUCAGAUUCCUCCCCCUUUUUUAUUGUUUUAUCUUUUUCCAUGCUUAUUUCCAUGCUUAUUACAUACAACCCCCCCCCAACAACCUGAAAAGGGGUACAACUUAAGAGGGGAGGGAAAAGGAAAGAAAAUUAAAUUUACACAAUCUGUUAAUAAGAUAAAAAUUAUGACAAAAAUUUGUGAUUGCAAUUUCAUGUUACAAUAAAAAUAACAAUCUCGUUAUCUUUUAUACCUGACCUCCCAUUUAUUCCUUAACUCUUUUUACAUAAAUUUACUGCCAUAUCAAAAUACUAUUUUUAUAUUAAUACUUUCACAAUUUAUGAAUGUUUAUAUUUAUAUAAGCAAUUAAUAAAAACUGCUGGGAUCACUCAAAAGCUGCCACAGAUUUUAAUAUGGUAUAAUUUUGUUUAAAGAUAUGUUCUGAAGGCCUCCCAUUUGGAUACAAAUUCAAUUCUCGGUUUAUUUUUUAUUUUUUCAGAUAGGCUAUCUAAUUCAGCAUAUUCAGUAAAUUUUUGUAUCCCCUCUUGUCUAGAAGGAAUUAUUUUAUUAUUUUAACCUAUUUUAAACUUCCAAAAAUAAUAAUUAAAUCUGACUUAUAAUCAGAUGUUAAAACAUACUAAAUUGGUUUAAUAAAAGAGUAUUGGGAAAUGAUCCAUAAUGAACUGAAAAAAAUGUUUAAAAGUACUUUCCUCCAAAAACCAGAUAAUUCAGAUUGAAAUUCCCAGGUGUCAAAAAACGUUAUUUAUGUACGCUACUACUGGGGCCCAUGUUUUGUUAGCCCAAAAAUGGAAAAUGAGAGAGGUCCCAGCCAAAGAACGGCAACUUAAAUUGACAGAAUAUGCGCAGCUUGCAGACUUAACAUAUAGAAUAAGAGAACAAUAACAGAUGUUACAUAUGUUUAGAGAAGAUUGGAAAAUGUUUAUUGAAUAUAUGGGAAAUAACUGUGCACAGCUGAAAACGCUGGCAGCAUUAAGAUACAUUCAACAGUGUAAAUAAUUUUUGAUGGAUGUAAUAAUGGAAUACUGAAUGGUAUAGUUUUUGUAAAAUAUAAAGGGAUUUAUGAUAUGUAAAAUGAACCAUGGAAAGAUAAGGGAAGUCAUUGAUAUCAUAAGGAUGUAAAAAUGAGUACAUUAAAUUGUAAAACAGAAAAUUGAAUAAUAUAUAUAUAUAUAUAUAUAUAUAUAUAUAUAUAUAUAUAUAACUGGUUUAAAAAUGACAGUAAAAACUAAAGAAGCUACAGCAAGUAAUAACAGUAGCAGAAGACAUAACUAAUAAAAUAAUACAAUAGCAUCAGAAACAAAGAGCAACAACAAUAAAAAGAGAAGCAACAGCAAAUAAUAAUAGGAGGAGACAUAAUAAUAAUAAUAGCAUAAACAAAAGCAGCUAUCAUCUUAUUGUACGACAUUAUCCCGAGUAGAGAGCACCGUUUUGCUGUACGAAAGCCCGGUCCUCGGGUUCAGACAUCUUGCUGUACGGAAAAUAUCCGCAAUGGAGGGCGCCAUGUUGGCGCUACUGAAACCGGCGAAGUACCGGCUGGUUUCAGACUGCAGAGAUAAAAGCGUGAGAAGUUUUGCUGUCGUGCUUUGGCGCGGCUGCUUUGUUUUAAAGGGUCCGGUCGGCACGGAGUGGGGAUAGGCAGAUCUUCCUUUCCCUGCAUGCCUCGGUGCGAGGGGAAGGUGCCUAUUUCUGCAGGGGCUGGUUUCGUAAAUCGCCCUUCCUAUAGGGAGGAGCCGGCAUAUAGGGUGAUGGGGCGGGAAAGACCGCUCAUCGCACACUGCGAAGAGGAGAAAGUCAGAAACUUUGUUUGGUAAGGGAGUAGGGGAGAUCAGACCCUGUGUGGGGCGGAGGGGAAAAAAAACCUGCUGCUCUAGAGCGGGGCGAGGGGAGGAAUCCAGUGAACUGGUUCUUUUAAUUGCCCCAGUCUUCAGCGCGGUCAGUUUCGUUCAUAGCUCCUCCCCACAAAUCCAACCUCGUGUUGCACAGAUUGUAAUGAGAGCUAAAUUACUGAGAAGGGGGUAUGCAGGCUCCUCGGAAUUGGGGAGUGGGCUUGCAUUGGGAAGUUCCUCGUUCAGGCUUGUCUGUGGCUGCUUUGCAGAAGGUGGCGUUAUGGUGCUCCCUCCUGCCUAUCUGGAGCAAGCCUGUAUAGAAGUACAGUGGUACCUCGGGUUACAUACGCUUCAGGUUACAUACGCUUCAGGUUACAGACUCCGCUAACCCAGAAAUAGUACCUCGGGUUAAGAACUUUGCUUCAGGAUGAGAACAGAAAUCGUGCUCCGGCAGCGCGGCAGCAGCAGGAGGCCCCAUUAGCUAAAGUGGUGCUUCAGGUUAAGAACAGUUUCAGGUUAAGAACAGACCUCCAGAAUGAAUUAAGUACUUAACCCGAGGUACCACUGUAGUUCCCUAAGUGGGCGGCUCCGCCGUCUGCUGGGCUUUGGGUGUGCGGGGCGCUAAGAGGCAAGGGAGAUGCAGGGAAAGCUGCCAUCACCAGAUCAAGUCCAUCCAUUCCGUGGAAUUAAUAAAAUAGUUUUACUUGGGUAGUGACUAAAUGUGCAAUUAAUUGUUACUGUUUUGAAUUCUAUUGUGUUAAUCAUCUUCUAUAGUGGGCUGUGCAAUCCAGUACAGUGGUACCUCGGGUUAAGAACUUAAUUCAUUCUGGAGGUCUGUUCUUAACCUGAAACUGUUCUUAACCUGAAGUACCACUUUAGCUAAUGGGGCCUCCCGCCGCCGCUGCACGAUUUCUAUUCUCAUCCUGAAGCAAAGUUCUUAACCCGAGGUACUAUUUCUGGGUUAGCGGAGUCUGUAACCUGAAGCGUCCAUAACCCGAGGUACCACUGUAUCCUAAACAAAUACUUUCCAUAGGAUGGGGAGCACUGGAGAUGUGUUUAUGGAACCAAGGGGGUGGUGUUCCAAAAGGUUAGGGUUCCAUUGCAGGGGGUGGGGUGAAGAGACGAUUGGGCAUUACUAAGGAGCUUGAAUUUGGCACCAGUGCUAAAAAAUUUUUUUCAUGUCAUGGCUCUACCCAGCCAUGAACUAGAAUAAUUGUGAAGUGAGCUUGGAUUUGGCCCUGGGAUUUGUUUUUGAUGCCAGGGCUCAGCCCUCUCUUGAAUUGAUAUUGUGCAGAGUACCUCAAUUAUGGCCUUAAGUGCAACCUUCCUCUUAAUAAACACCUGAUACCUAACGGUCAGUGGGUAGGUAGAAAAAGUGAGGUUUUAGAAAUGUAUCUCCAUCAGUCCCAUUCAGAUGAUGCAGUCAAGUGUAAUCCUACUGCAUUAAUUGGAUAUAAAUGUAAAAAGAAAAGAAAGAAAGAAAACAAUCUGAACUUGCUGGUGUUUGACCGUAGUCCACCCUAAGAUAGCAACUGUUUAGCAGUGACCGUAGACUCCAAUCAUCAACCUUGCUUCAUGUUCAAGGACCUCAUGAUAUGCCUGAUAAACCACCAAUUCUCAUCUAUAUCUAAAGUUUUCCAUUUAUGGCUGGAGUGCUAUUGUAAUUCAUGGCUUAUCCUGGAUUCUUCAAAUAUCAGAUUGAUAAUGAUGGACAAAGGUCCUUUGGUAUGAUAGUGAUGGGUGAAAUGUUAGGGCUUUGAGAUUUAGCAGUUUAGUGUGGAUUUUAUUCCUGCGAAGUGCUUUCUGUGCUAAGCAGAGAAGUUGUAGACCCAGUUUGACCAAUAUUGCAUUCCUUCCCCCACCUACGGUAAUUUUAUCUUCACCACAAUCUUGUGAGGUCCACUAGGCUGAGUGAUAGCAACUGAUCGGUUUUUGCAAGAAGUCUUUUAAAAACAUUGGGAGAGAUAGCACAAUACGUACUCUUUACAGCUGAUUUCUGGGCAAAACUUUUGUGUCCAGAUUUUCACUUUUUGAAAUAUGGCAACCCUAUAUUAUUAAAUUGUUGUUAUUGUUUUAUUAUGAACUCCCCUGGAAAUAUUAUAAAGGGACACCUAACUAAUAAACACAAUUUUAGCUAUUUAUGAGAUGUGGUAUCUAAUGGAUGGAUAUCUGAUAAGUACUAUUGUUCCCAUUUUACAGAUGUUGAGGGGGGGAAACUGAAGCCAAGAGAAUAGUGUUUUGUCUAAGGCUGCCCACAACCCAAUUCUAUUCAUGUUCACUUGACUGCAUUUUUUAUGGAUAGUAAUGGGAGCCACUGCCAAAUAAGCAGUGUUUUCUGCUGCUCCAGAGAAGCGGACACGGAGCAAUGGAUCCAAACUACAAGAAAGAAGAUUCCACCUAAACAUUAGGAAGAACUUCCUGACAGUAAGAGCUGUUCGACAGUGGAAUUUGCUGCCAAGGAGUGUGGUGGAGUCUCCUUCUUUGGAGGUCUUUAAGCAGAGGCUUGACAACCAUAUGUCAGGAGUGCUCUGAUGGUGUUUCCUGCUUGGCAGGGGGUUGGACUCGAUGGCCCUUGUGGUCUAUUCCAACUCUCUGAUUCUAUGAUUCUAAGCAUGCAGAGGAUUGCAGACCUAGUGCAGACCUGAACCUCAAAUGACCUAUUUGACACUCCGCUCAAAUCACUUAGCCUUUGUGCAGGGGCGGCAACUUCUGUGUGACUAAGCAGUAUACUCCUGAGCACUGGUUGCUGUGAAAAGAUAGCUGUGCUGGUUAUGCAACAUAAUCUUUCAGUGUGGAAGGCUCCUGUUUGAGGCAACAGAGAGCAACACCCUUUUCCAGAACAUGCCAUUUCAUUUCCUCCUCCCCCAUUUUUCACCCCAGUAGAUGCUCAGCAUCCUGUGCCCACAGAGCAUGCUAAGUCCUUAUUUCCUCCCUAUAUUUUAAGAAUGUUUCUUCCAACCUCUUCUGCAUGGCUGGUUCCAUUUUGGCAACCUAUAGAGUGCCACUCAGCUCCAGAACGUUCGAGGAAAUUACGAUUGCCUCACAGGUGCUGGCAACCUCCCUUCAUACUCUGUUUGCACCUGGCUAGCUUCCUCUGGUUACAAAAUGGACUAAGUGCACUUUGCACCAAAGCAGCAAGUCAGUUGUGAUAUACCGUAUUAUUCUGUGUAUAAGACGAUGCUUUUUGCUAAAAAGAAUUAGGCAAAAAUUGGGUGUCGUCUUAUACAUGGAUAGUGAAUGUAGAGGGGGGACGUGUGAUUAAUGGCAGCAGCAAACAGGAGAUUGGCAGCGGCGAUUGGGCGGUUGAUUGGUGGCUGCGGCAAGGCCUGCAGGCGAUUGGCUGUGGCUGCAGCAGUUGGGCAGGCGGCUGUGGCAAGGCCUGCUGGUGAUUGGCUGUGGCAAGUGGGCGGGUGGGCUGUUGGUGGCGGCGAGUGGGCAGAAAAUUGGCUGCGGUGAGAUGUGCGAUCGGCAGUGGCUGUGGCAAGCGAUUGGCAGUGGCGGGCAGGCGAGUGAGUGAUUGGCGAAAGUGACCUCCCCCACCUCCCCCCAAAAGCUAAACAACUUAAUUUCUUAAUUUUGUGUUCAAAAAAAUAGGGGUCGUCUUAUACAUGGGGGCAUCUUAUACAUGGAAAAAUAUGGUCGGUGUUUGUGGGGGGGGAGCACAAAUAGAUAUAUACGCACAAAUCUAAAAUGGCAUUGGGAAAAUCUGGAGGGAGCAAUUGCUCGGAACAAAAUCCUGUAAUGUGCAGGUUUUGCAAUUCAUGAACUAUUAAGAGCCACAGCAUCUUUUUAUUUUUUAUAUUAUUAGAAUAACAGCUAUGAUGUGUUAUCUUUAUCUAUUUAUAGACAAUGACUGGAAGUAGCAGCAAAAAGCACAGCAUGGAUGCAGAAAACCCCGUCAAGGAAACAGUCCUUAUUACAGGAGGAGGUGGUUAUUUUGGUUUCCGGUUAGUAUACUUUUAUUUUAGGACACAUGGAGCAAUUAUAUUUAGCAAUGAAGCAAUAUGUUUGUUUUAAAUAAUUUAUUAUUUUAAUUUCUUUCUCCCCUCACCAACACACACACACACACACACACACACACACAUUUCUAUGUACACACAUACACUAUACAGCUAUGGGGAAAGGCCGUAGCUCAGUGAUAGAUGCAUGUGGAAGGUCCCACUUCAGUCUUCAAAAUCUAGCUCUGUAUUGUCUGCAAUGGCUGGCAGCAACUCUCCAGGGCUUCAGGCAGGAGCCUCUGCCAACCCUACCUGUAGAUGCCAGGGUUUGAACUCAGGGACCUUCUGCAUGUAAAGCAGAUGUGCUACCUGUAAUUUCAUAAUUUUGAUUCCCACCAGUUCAAUCAACGGAAGCUUAGGUUGGGUUGGUCUACUGAUGAAAGUCUGCAGGCCACGUAGUUAUUAUCAGUAGAACCGUGAAAAGCCCCUUUGAGUGAAAACAGAGGGGUGUUAGGUAGAUUUCUGUUUAAUUAUUAUUUGCUGGUGUUUUGAGAGUUCCUUUGAUUGCGAAAUAAUAUACCGUAUUUUUCGCUCUAUAGGACGCACUUUUUCCCCUCCAAAAAUUAAGGGGAAAUGUGUGUGCGUCGUAUAGAGCAAAUGCAGGCUCCUUGGCUUAAGCGAUAGCAACGCGGAGCCUCCAAAGCGCAGAGGGAGCCUGAAGCUUGCGGAGCAAGACUCUCCUGGCUUCAGCAGAGAGGGAGAGCUGCGCAGCUUCCCUUCAGCCAAGCAGGAAGAGAAAUGGAAGGGGCUCCAUUUCUCCUGCCAUUUCGCUGAAGGGGCGCUGAGCAGAGAGGGGGAGUUUUUUUUUCUUGUUCUCCCUCUCUAAAACAAAGUGCGUCCUAUUGGUCCAGUGCAUCCUAUAGAGCGAAAAAUACGGUAUUCUAACUGGUAUUGAAUAGUACCUUAUUUGAUGUAAGGUGUUUGUUUCAAAGUCAUAUAUUUUAUUAUUUGGAUUGGAUUGCCUGUCACAUUCCAGCCUAGGUGUUGCCCUUUCCAAGAAGGGAGUAGAUGUCAUCCUCUUUGAUGUCACUGAGCCCAUCCAACCGAUGCCACAAGGAGUGAAAUUUGUGCAGGGUGAUGUGCGUGUGGUCUCCGAAGUGGAAAGGGCACUCCGAGGUGCAACCUGCGUCUUCCAUAUUGCUUCCUAUGGGAUGUCUGGCCGGGAGCAGCUGAACCGAAAACUUAUAGAAGACAUCAACCUCAAGGGGACAGAAAACAUAAUUGAAGCUUGCAAGAAAGUGGGCGUCUCAAGGCUGGUUUACACGAGCACCUACAAUGUGGUUUUUGGGGGCCAAGCGAUCGAAAACGGGGAUGAGUCUCUGCCUUAUUUCCCUCUUCAUCUCCACCCUGACCAUUACUCGAGGACCAAAGCCUUAGCUGAGAUGAAGGUUCUGGAAGCAAAUGGAAGCUCCCUUGAGGGAGGGCAAGGGUUGCUGAGGACCUGUGCCUUGAGACCUGCCGCCAUCUAUGGGCCUGGAGAGCAGAGACAUCUGCCGAGGAUCCUUGGCUACCUCGAACAGGGCUUGUUUCAGUUCCUGUUUGGGGAUCCCGGAGACCUAAUGGACUUUGUACAUGUGGACAACUUGGUAGAAGCUCACAUCUUAGCUUCCGAAGCUCUGGGAGAUAGUAAGGGUCACAGGUCAGCUGGUCAAGCUUACUUCAUUUCAGAUGGCAGACCAAUCAACAACUUUGAUUUUUUCCGGCCUUUCGUAGAAGGCUUAGGCUACCCCUUUCCGACUUACCGUCUCCCUCUGUCUGUUGUUUACUACUUCGCAUUUCUCACUGAGAUGGUAUAUUCCGUGGUUGGGCGCCUAUAUAACUUCCAGCCCUUCCUCACUCGCACAGAAGUUUACAAAAGUGGCGUCUCUAAUUAUUUCAGCCUGGAAAAGGCCAAGAGGGAGCUGGGGUACGCACCAUGUCCACACAGCAUUAAAGAAUCAGUCGAGUGGUUUAAAUCUCAUGGCUAUGUCCAUAAGUCCAGGAGGUACACUGCAAAACAUUUAUUUAGGGACAUGGUACUUGUCCUCCUGUUUGCAGUGGUGAUCCUUUCCUGGUUCCCCAGAGUCUUCUGAUGGGAGAUACUAGCGAGGAGACAAGCUUCUUUGUACAGUGGUACCUCAGGUUAAGUACUUAAUUCGUUCUGGAGGUCUGUACUUAACCUGAAACUGUUCUUAACCUGAAGCAUCACUUUAGCUAAUGGGACCUCCUGCUGCUGCCGUGCCGCCGGAGCACGAUUUCUGUUCUCAUCCUGAAGCAAAGUUCUUAACCUGAAGCACUAUUUCUGGGUUAGCGGAGUCUGUAACCUGAAGCGUAUGUAACCUGAGGUACCACUGUACUUCUUUUAACACUGGUAAAAUAACGUGUUGGGAAUCAACCCUUCUUUGCUAACCCAGAUGUAGGAACAUCUUAAGGCAGAUCCACACAUACAUUUAAAGCACAUGACUCCCCCCUCCACAAGAAUCCUGGGAACUGUAGUUUGCUAAGGGUGCUGAGUACUGUAGUUCUGUGGAAGGGAGACGAUUCUUUGGGGUUGUUGCCCUCUACCCAGGGAAGUAAAUAUGCAUUCCAGCCAAGCAAAACCACUUGAGGUGGAGGCAGAGCAGGCACAGAAGUACAGCCCCAUGAAAGUCCUGAGGGCCGAAUAGAGAGGUUUGGAGGGCCACAUUCAGACCCUGGGCCUGAGAUUCCCCACGCCUGGUGCAGACAGUGCUGAGCUAGAUGGCCCAAUGAUCUGAUCCCUGUUCCUACAUUAUGUUUUAUUAUGGAAUUGUAGAGUUGGAAGGGACCUUAAGCCAUCCCUGGGUGGCUCGAACCACAUUUAAACACAUUGCACCACCCUUUCUCCUCCAUGGACCACCUGAAAACUGCUGUGGGUUUUAGAGCAGCACUUCAUGAUCCCCCCUCCCCCCUGCCUUUUGUAGCAAUUGUAAUGGGCUGUGCAGGACACUGUAUGAUAUUUUAAUUUCUUUUUUUACCUAUUACAUUUAAUUGAAUUACGGUUUGAAUUCCAAACAGUGCAACUUGUCUCAAAAUAAAAUGCUGUAUCAGAAAUAGACGAUAAAGUACAAUUAAAUGCGGUGAUUGUUUCCUCUCCCAUCCUUGAUUGUAAAUUCACAGACAACCUGAAGCUCGCUGUCCAUCAUUUGGGAACCCCUUUUUCUGUUGUGUCUGUAAUAUUUUGCCUCUUGGAGUACUUGUAAAAGGUGUUAUAUCUAAUAACUGCCGGAGCCUCACACUUGGCAAAACUUGAGGUUUUAUGGGUUUGUUGCUGAUGUUUAAUUAUAAACACACCUGCUUGCUGGCUGAUGCCUACAGGGGGUAUUCUAAUCGCUCUUCCAGCAAACUCACAGCUUCAAAGUUUCUUCCUAGCGCCCUUGUUGUAAGUACUUCUCCUUUUAUGCUUGUUUCAUGUUCCCUUGCUUGCAAUGUUCUUUCUGGAAACAGAAAAAUAAAUAAAUAAAAGCCUUAACUUAAGCCGUGUAAUCCAAAAGGGGCUUCGGUCGAACAUGGAGAUGAAUGAUGUUGGAACGGCAGUUACGAGGCUGCUGUUUUCCGUCUUCUGCCCGUUAUAGCACCGAGCGGAAAUAUCAAGCAGACUUUAAAUUUAUAAUCUAGGGAGCUGCCAUUUUUACAUUUGGAGUGAGCCUCCAUAUUGAUAACGUUAAAUCCCAGGCUUGCAGCCUCUUAAAUUACUUCUGCGUUUCGGAAUCUGAAGCCAGCUGAAGUCUCUGCUUGUUUCUCGCUAAGCCCCAAAAGUUUUUAAUGGGGGAUUAUAUUUCAGAUGGGAGGUAAACGGGUAUUUUUAUUUUUUAAAGCAAAUUGGUCGGCAAAGGCCUUCAUCCCCUUCGGCUUUUAUAGGAUCAGCGUGUGGUGCAGUUUUUGGCAACAGUCCUGUUGAGUCAUUUGGCAAUGUGUGACUGUAAUGUGAGACAUUGGGGGGUGGGGGAGUCAUGUGACCUACCCCACUGUUGGACCGCACACCUGUGUGUAAAUAUGGGUGACCCCACUUUCUUGCCUUACCCAGUUACAGUCAACGUGUUCUUAAAUGCCUAAUCAGGGCUCAUGUCGGGCAGAAGAACGUUAUCCACCUGAGGGCUGCAUUUAGAUGCUUAUAGUAGUACAUUGGUUCCUGAACUGGGUGGUAUUGCCCCCUGGGGACAAUGGGAUAACUAGGCAGGUGCUGAGAGGCAAGGGGACAGCAGGUGGUCUCUGAAGAUGUAACUGACUAUCAGACUUUGAAAAGCUGAUAUCACUGGAUCAAGUUUGUCAGUUUUAUUGAAUUAAUUAAACUGAAUCAUUUUAACUCAACCUUGAAUAAAUGUGCAAAUCAUUGUUA
Podarcis lilfordi (Lilford's wall lizard) is the source of this 11453-nucleotide messenger RNA. Lineage: Eukaryota; Metazoa; Chordata; Lepidosauria; Squamata; Lacertidae. The record is from the annotation of a GenBank genome assembly.